Molecule: messenger RNA, 3158 nt
Organism: Ylistrum balloti
Lineage: Eukaryota; Metazoa; Mollusca; Bivalvia; Pectinida; Pectinidae
Exons: 6
Coding region: 1-1398 (465 amino acids)
Biological process (GO): proteolysis; apoptotic process
Cellular component (GO): cytoplasm
Source: RefSeq, a predicted model, not a curated record
AUGGCCGACCUGGACACAGUGACAGGAGCACACAUAUCGGGCGGGAGUGAUGUGAUCAAGAAAGUGUUUUCAAGAUUCCAACUUGAACCUGGCCAGUCCCCGGAACAUGUUCGUAGUAAUCAGUCUUUCAACACCGCGUAUGACUUCUCUCAUCCACGGAGAGGAAUGGCUAUUGUCAUAUCUAAUGGGAAAUUCCAAUCAAAUGAACCCAGAACUUACACAAAUGUAGAAAUCUCCAAUAUGCGGACGAUGUUCGAGAAACUUGGCUUUGAAGUGCUGACGUUUCAAGACCUGAGCAAAAGGCAAAUGGUUUCAGUUCUGGAACAUGCUGCUAAACUGCUGAAUUACCAUCUCCAGUCUGACUGCUUCGCUUGUGUUAUCGGUUCUCACGGAGCAGAAAUACCAGCACAUUCUGACGACAAAUCAGCUCACCUUAAUAGGAAACAUGUCAUUUUCGGAACUGACAAACACGUGGAUACAAAUAGCCUCACAGAUUUGUUCAGCGAUGACAAGUGUCCCGGACUUCGUCACAAACCAAAACUCUUCUUUAUUCAAGCAUGCAGAAAGGAUUCUAGUACAUCUCCUACAUCCGGAUUAGAUUUAGGAACUGACGUUGACAUCACUUCCGGCCAACACCCUUCACCUACCCACGUCCCUAAAUUUGCAUUUUGUGAAUCACGGCGAAGGAAACCUGAUACUGUUUCACGUCAAGGAUCAUCAGAGAAAAACAGUACAGUAAACGACGAACACUUAAACAUGGCCGCUGAUAAUAGUUGGCAUAAUAACUUUCUCCAGAAUGAAAUAUUGCCACUUAAUGUCGAAAUAAACCCAAAAUCACCAAAACACAAUGAAAUGCUGGAGAAAUCAGUGGGCGAAAUGAACCUGGAGCCAACAAGAGACAAUGAAAGGAAUAGUGAACCCUGUGUUGACCCGCUGCUUCAGAAGACGACUGACGAAGCAGAGCAUCAGAAGCGUGUAUCGAAAUUCAGUUUGUCCAAGUUCUUCAAGUGUAUUGAUGAGCAGCUGUCGCCAAUUUGCAGAUCAAAUUUUAUGAUCAUGUAUUCAAGUGUAGAAGGUAUGUAUUCAUUUGGUAGAUCAAAGGAAGGCAGUGUUCCCUCAGAACGUAACCCAGUAGUGGGAGGUUUUCUGCUGCAUUCUCUCUAUACACUGAUAGUACGGGAAAAUUUGUUUUUCCUUCAAACAACGCCAGCCGGACUGAACAUGUUAGAUGUCUUUACGCGGGUUAAUGACUUUGGUUCAAAGAACAUUCUCGCAACGGUAGAACUACAGGUAGGCGAGAACGAAGAAGACAAGCAGACGUUUCACGCGAAGUCGGUAUUUACUUUAGAGCAUCGACUCACGGACGACGUCAUAUUCAAAUGCAAAAAUGCAGAAUAACAGUUGGACAGUUUUACGCGGCGUCUUAACUGUUGGAACUGUCGACCUUGAAUGUUUGGAAAGUAGAACGAGGCACCUUGAAUGUUUGGACUGUAGGCCUAAGCGCAUUGACCACAGGGACUGUAAAAUGAGGCACCAUGACGGUUUCAACUGAAACGAAGCGCCUUGAUUUGGGAUUAUGAGGCACCUGUUAUCUGUUAUCACCUCUGCACUUCUACCCGUGAUGCAUUUCCGCCCAACACCUGUGCCUAACUAUUAACUGAUCAAAGGUGCAAAAUGGCCGAAAGGCGGCCAUAUUAGAUUUUGACUUUGAAAGGUUGUUAUCGCUAUUUCUCGAGAACUAUAGCAUAGAUCUUUCUCAGAUGUCAUGUGUAAGUUUUCCUUGAUCUCUAGUUGUGCCUGUCUGAUUCUGGUACUGAUCAGAAAAAAACAAAAUGGCCCACCAGCGGCCAUCCUGGAUUUUGACAUCGAAAAUUUGUUCUUGAGAAGUUCUAAUAGAUCUUUCUCAAAUUUCAUGUAUAGGCUCCUCAUGGUCCCUGGUAGUGCCUGUUUCAGUUUGGAACUGAUCAGAAAAACAAAAUGGCCGACACGUAGUCAUCUUGUAUUUCUCCUAGUAAAUAUUGUAAUCCCUAAGAAGUACCGAAUGGAUAUAUAUAAAAUUCCAUACGAAUGAUCCCAUUUGUGUCUCCUUUCACCAGUUUGAUUUUGAAAUUAAUCAGAAGAAACAAUGGCUUUGAGGCGGCCAUUUUGGAUUUGGGAGGUGAUCGCGAUUUCUGCAUAGGAAUGUUCAAAUGUCUUACCAUCACGAGCAAAAACAGAGAAGAGAGGAGAAAAGAAGGGAAAUUAUCAAACUUUCAAUUAUCAAAUAAAGAUCAAACAAUAGUGGGCGCCAAGAUCUCUCUGGGAUAUCUUGUUAGUGUAAGCUGACAGUUUGAUGAGAUGCACGUAUUAACCUUGGAGGGAGGAUUUUAUAUAGGAAAAUUCAAAUCUUCAGUGUAAUUUCUUUUAAUUCAAACUUGAUUAGAGCAGUUAAUGUACGAACAGUUUGCAUUAUAUAUAUAAUUGAAAAAAAUCAAAUCAACACGACAAAUGUAUUCCGCUAACGUUUUCAGGCCUAACGGCCAUCUUCGGGCGAUACAUUUAUUAUAAUGUCUAAGUAACGACAUUAUGACGUCAUACACAAUACAUAAUAGAAUAAGGGGAGAUAACGUUAUUGUUUUCAGUAUAUAGAGAUAGCAUUAUGAGCGCUUCGUUAUCAAUCAAAUAUCUGUAAAAUAUUGUUUAAAACAUCAGCUUGCAUUGAGAAUUGGUUUAAAUAUUUUGACAAUCAUUUCCUCUUUACCAAGUCUUUUUGUCGUACUUGAAUCGGCCAUUUUGUAGAAAGGAAAACAUUAAAAUGUUCCUUUCCUGCAUGUAUCCAAGUGUUCACUAAGCGGUAUUUUCCUUGUCUUGCUGUUUUUGGACCCGAACUCUCUCACUAAGUGCAUUUCCUGUUUGGCGGAUGUAGUGCUCCUUGCAGACAGACUAUUACAUAUAUAAAAUUCUUACUUUUUCAGUUUUGAUUAUUAUUAUUAUUAUAUAAACUUUAUUUGUUUUUACAACAAUUGCGAAACAAGUUAUUUAAACUUAUACUAAUCACUCUUGUUGGCCCGGAUGUAAGCGCGCGAGGGGCCUUAUUGUGGGAGGAAACCGGAGUACCCGGGGAAAACCCAUUAUUAUUAUUAUUAUUAUUAUAUAUAUAUGUAUCCGUAUAAUUUUGC